GACUAUACUUGAGGUUCCAUAAUCGAGCGAGUAGGUAAAGGUCGAAUAUUGUAAGGGAGUUAUCAAUACCUACUUGGCAACUUACCAUAUUGGUUCUGGAAACAGAAACCUUGUCAUCUGUAGUUGUCAAAAAAAAAAAAAAAUGUUCUAAAACCCCCCUCUCUCUCUCCUCUCUCUCUCUCUCUCUCUCUAGACUAUACAUUUUCAUCCACGAGAAGGGUGGCUUUUUCUUCUUUCAUCGGUCUCCUAAAAAUCCCCAAAUCCCAAUAUCCCAGUUCCAACCUUUCAAUAGCUUUCCAGAUUUCUUGGUGCAAAACCGGACAUAUUCUCUUGUCUGGAUCCCAGUGUGCUAGGGUUUGGAAUAUAUAUACUUGGGCAGUGAGAUCCCGGUGCUCAUGUUGAUGAAAUAAUGCAGCUAUAUCACCAUCCAUACUCUGUCGACAGCCAAAAGGUGAGGCUUGCUUUGGAAGAAAGCGGCGUCGAUUAUACGUCGUACCAUGUCAACCCUAUCGCGGGCAAGAACAUGGAUCCUGCGUUCUUCCGAAUGAAUCCGACCGCUAAAAUUCCAGUUUUCCAGAAUGGUUCCCACGUUAUAUUCAACACAACAGAGAUAAUCAUGUAUAUAGAAAGAAUUGCCGUCGUCUCUUCGGGUGGCAAUGACAGCAUCCUAAGUAGCAAAGAAGUUGUGGAAUGGAUGAACAAGAUACAAGAGUGGAAUCCCAAGUUUUUCACGCUCUACCACGUCCCUGAGAAGUAUCGUCUUUAUGUUUCCAGAUUCAUAAGGCGGGUGGUGAUUGCUCGGAUGGCUGAGUCUCCUGAUCUAGCGAGUGCUUACCACCGGAAAUUAAGAGACGAAUACGAGACAGAUGAGAAGUUGAGAAAUCCGGAUGUUGUGCAACGGAGCAAGGAGCACCUGGUAAGGCUUCUCGAUGAAGUGGAAACAAGACUGAGUGAAACAUCAUAUUUGGUAGGGGAUGAGUUUACUAUGGCGGAUGUCAUGCUCGUCCCUGUGCUGGCGCGAUUAGUGCUCCUGAAUUUGGAAGACGAGUAUAUCAAUAGCCGGCCUAAGAUUGCCGAGUACUGGAAUGUGGUGCAACAGAGGCCUAGCUGUAAGAAGGUGAUCGGAAGGUACUUCCAUGGCUGGAGGAGAUACAAAACUCUGUUGAAAACUUGGUACUUUAUUCGCCUCAAAAAUCUGCUAAGGAGAUACUGAUACAGAACAAAAAGGAUGGAUCGCCGUGUAGAGUGUGUGAAUAAAUUUUAAGGGAACUGUAAGGGAGAAGGAAAUCUGAAUUCUAAGAUGUAUUUAUUCAAUUGUAUAGAGAGAGAUUGCGGGUGAGCGUUGGCGGCCAACGGUAAGGUUGCACCAGGUCACAAGUUCGAAACAAGAAAAUAAUCUCUCUGCAUGCGAAGAUACAACUGAAAAUUUGUUUUUUGCCUUUAUUUCUGGAGUGCGAGGUGUUUGAAGUUUCUUGUGA
Messenger RNA from Cornus florida, 1478 nucleotides. Its product is annotated as glutathione S-transferase TCHQD-like. NCBI's taxonomy places the organism in Eukaryota, Viridiplantae, Streptophyta, Magnoliopsida, Cornales, Cornaceae. Gene Ontology annotation, molecular function: glutathione transferase activity. The coding region runs from base 410 to 1213 and encodes 267 amino acids. The transcript is spliced from 3 exons. The record is from RefSeq and is a predicted model, not a curated record.